UACAUUUUACAUAAGGCAAAUCAAGUCUGAAAUUUCAACAUGGAAAUUACAAACUUUAGAAGACUUUUUACAACUCAAAUACACUACAAGUUUGCAUUUCCUGCUGUGCAGGAACAUUCUCAGCAGCAAAAGAGUGAUAAAAUUAAGAUCCUACAUCUAUAUGACCCUGUGCCCUCCAGACAUCCCCCAGGUGGUUCUGUUGACCCAUGUGGACCAGGUGUGUCAUGCCGUCCAAGAGGAUGUGAAGUUUGUCUACUCCAGCCGGAUCCUACAGGAGAAGAUGCAGAAGGCAGCCGAGGUGGUGGGUUUGCCAGUGUCCUAUGUGCUUCCAGUUAAGAACUACUCCAGUGAACUGUCUGUGAGCUGCAACACUGACAUCCUGCUGCUGAGUGUAGUUCAUCACAUUCUCCAAGCUGUUGAUGACACAUUUGAGGAUUACUGCCCUCCAACCCCUGCAGAUGCCAGUCCAGUGACUGUUUAAUGUUCGAUAAGUAACUGGGUAGGAAGGUGUCAUGCUGUAAUGCAUGUGUCAUUAGCAGUGUUGGGAGUAGUUACUUGAAAAAGUAAUAUUACAUAAUAUUACAUGAAAGUAACAUGUUAUAUUACUUGUUAUAUUACUUUGCAAAUAAAUCUCAAAACCUCA
This is a messenger RNA of Salmo salar (Atlantic salmon), 643 nucleotides long. The record is from RefSeq and is a predicted model, not a curated record. Lineage: Eukaryota; Metazoa; Chordata; Actinopteri; Salmoniformes; Salmonidae.